AUGCAGAGCUCGAGGCAAGGCGGACACCCGGACCUCGUGUCCUCCCUCAACGUCCUCCUCGCCGCCCUCCACCUCCCCCUGGCCCUCGAGUCCCCAGACGACCUCAUCCCCUCGCUGCUCGUCGCCGUCCUCGAGUGUCUCCUGCGCUCGCGCCUCGACCUCCCCGCGGAGCUCCGCCAGGCACGCGACUUUGCGUUCAAGGUGCAGGCCAUGAAGAUCUUCCUCGGCGUCCUCGAGAACGACAUCAUCGGCCAGGACGUCGGGCUCAGCGACGUCGACCCGCGCCGCCUCGCGAGCGGCGAGUGGGACGAGUGCGUCUUCGUCGGCGAGCUGCUCUGCUGGCUCGGGAAGACCAUGGGCGUGCUCCCGAGCACGAGCGCAGGCGGCGUCGACCCGCUUCCCGAGAGGUUCGCAAGACGGAGUGGCACCGUGUCGUCCUCGGCGCACUCUACCGUGCCGUCCAACCUCUCCCUGACGCGGUCAGAACACGCGGAAUCCGAGACGACCGUGGGGUCAAUCGUGUUCGAGCCUGUGGGGGAGAGCACCUUCGUCCGCCCGCCCGCCCCGACGCCAAUAGCCGGUCGGCGCGACGCGCCCCCGCGCCGCCCGCGGUGCAUCCACGAAAUCGAGGAACCCUCGCUCAUCUUCACACCGGUUGCAGAGUCCUCCGUCGUCAUCGGCCCUGAGAAUGGCGUCGAAUACUGCGACUGUCCCUCCGAGACGACGCACGCAGAAUCGAGGCCCACGCCCGUGCGGUACCACGGCUGGAUCGAGCGCGCAGACGACGACUCCGAGGUCAGGUCGUUCGAGGCAAGCAGACGCACGAGAGCCGCGGGCACGUCUCGACGCGUCUCCAGCGGGAGCAGGAGCUCGGGCUUCAUAACGCGACAUACGUCCCCCGCCGAGUACACCCUUGCCCUCAUGAGCGAGCGGGCGAAACUGCUCACGGAGCUCGCCGCGCUCAAGACGCCGCCGAGGAAGAGGUAG
Rhodofomes roseus is the source of this 987-nucleotide messenger RNA. RefSeq lists its product as uncharacterized. The transcript has a single exon. The record is from RefSeq and is a predicted model, not a curated record. The coding region runs from base 1 to 987 and encodes 328 amino acids. Lineage: Eukaryota; Fungi; Basidiomycota; Agaricomycetes; Polyporales; Fomitopsidaceae.